AUGGCGGCAGAAGAGAGAGGAGCGUGUGAGAGGAAUGAGGGACGGGAGAAAGAGAAGGAGGCGAGGAGAGAAAGAGAGAGAGAGAGAGAGUUGAAGAGAAAGAAGGAGAGGAAGGGAGAGAGAGUGCCCUCAGGGCGAAUUCCCGUCGAGCAUCGGCCGCUGCAGAAUCCAGAGAGAAGAAUCCGAAAAAAAAGAAAACAUCCGACACAACACUGAUAAUCUAUCUGCGAUAAAAUAAUCAAAAUACUUCUUCAAGUAAUGGCCCAUUAACACAGCAAAGAAUGUAAACAUUACGAGAAUCACGGAUGGUCAGGAAGAAAUCUCAACAAUGGUAUUUAGAUCGGGU
Heterotrigona itama is the source of this 346-nucleotide messenger RNA. The record is from the annotation of a GenBank genome assembly. NCBI's taxonomy places the organism in Eukaryota, Metazoa, Arthropoda, Insecta, Hymenoptera, Apidae.